Gadus chalcogrammus (walleye pollock) is the source of this 1545-nucleotide messenger RNA. Its product is annotated as CCN family member 1-like. Gene Ontology annotation, molecular function: protein binding. The transcript is spliced from 5 exons. Gene Ontology annotation, cellular component: extracellular region. Gene Ontology annotation, biological process: signal transduction. The coding region runs from base 241 to 1476 and encodes 411 amino acids. NCBI's taxonomy places the organism in Eukaryota, Metazoa, Chordata, Actinopteri, Gadiformes, Gadidae. The record is from RefSeq and is a predicted model, not a curated record.
GCUGUGGCCAGAAGCACACCGAGAAAUAUAAAAACAGCCUACGACUAUAAUCGAUGAAAUAUCAUAAGUGAUGUAGUCAAGGCCAGUACCCUUAAUGAGUUCGUGCUAAAACGGAGUUUGGAUUAUCCGAUUGGACAACAGCCUUUGUAUUUUUGUGAGGUCAAUGGUGGUCGAGGAUCUAAUUUUUCUGUGAAUUUUCAAAAUUCAUUUCUAAGUAACAUCUUGGCCCCCCGCGACGACAUGGGGACCCUACUACUGCUGGCCGCUCUGCAGAUGAUGACGGUCGGACUGGUGGAGGCUGCCGGCUGCCCCGCGGUGUGCGAGUGCCCGGUGGGCCCGCCCCCCUGCCCCCUGGGGGUCAGCCUGGUGGCGGACGGCUGCGGCUGCUGUAAGGUGUGCGCUGGGCAGCUGAACCAGGACUGCCACGAGGGCCGACCCUGCGACCACCACAAGGGCCUGGACUGUAACUACGGCAACGACGUGGCCAGCCCCCACGGCAUCUGCAGAGCAAAGGCGGAGGGUCGCGCCUGCGAGUACGACGGCCGCAUGUACCAGAACGGUGAGGACUUCCGGGCGGGCUGCAAGCACCAGUGCACCUGCAUCGACGGCGCCAUGGGCUGCAUCCCGCUCUGCCCCGCCCACCUGCCGCUGGCCACGCCCUCCUGCCCCGCCCCGCGCCUGGUCAAGGUCCCGGGGCAGUGCUGCCACCGCCUGGACUGCAGCGAGACCGCCAUCGCCGCGGCGACACCCGCCCGCCGCUGGCCGGCCCCGCCACCGGCCUACUCCCCGCUGUUCCCCUUCCUGCCCUACAAGCCGUACCCCUACCCGGACCACCCCUACGUCAAGACCAAGGCGUACCCCAAGCCCCACCCAUACCCCCACAAGCCCCGCAAGGACAGGAAGCAGUGGCGGGAGGAGGAGGGGCGGGGCAACGCGCUGCUGGACCCCGGCAGGAAGUGGGAGAAACCACAGCGACUCAAGCACCUGGCCACAUGGAGGCAGGCGGGCGACCAGUGUGUGGUCCAGACCACUUCCUGGUCCCAGUGCUCUCGGAGCUGUGGAGUGGGCGUGUCCUCCCGGGUGACCAACGACAACGCUAAGUGUAAACUGGUGAAGGAGACGCGGCUGUGCAACGUGCGUCCCUGCAGCUCCAUGUCCCUCCCGGUCAAGAAGGGCAGGAAGUGCUCGCGUACCCACAAGGCGCCGGAGCCCCACCGCCUGUCCUACGCAGGCUGCCGCACCGCGCGCCUCUACCGGCCCAACUACUGCGGCGUGUGCCGCGACGGGCGCUGCUGCUCGCCGCGCCGCACGCGCACCGCCACCGUCACCUUCGCCUGCGCCGACGGCGAGCGCUUCGACCGCGCCGUCAUGUUCAUCCAGUCCUGCAAGUGCAGCGACGAGUGCAACCACCUGAACGAGGCGGCCAUGACGCCCCAGCGGUGGCUCUACGGAGACACGCACAAGUUCCUCGAUUAGCCGCCGGCGAGCGUGAUGGAUUGGACCCUCCUUUCACCCCCGUCCGCCCGCCCGCCCAGCCCCCCAACA